Molecule: messenger RNA, 3615 nt
Organism: Schistocerca cancellata (South American locust)
Lineage: Eukaryota; Metazoa; Arthropoda; Insecta; Orthoptera; Acrididae
Exons: 4
Coding region: 184-747 (187 amino acids)
Cellular component (GO): nucleosome
Molecular function (GO): protein heterodimerization activity; DNA binding; structural constituent of chromatin
Source: RefSeq, a predicted model, not a curated record
CGAUUUGAAUUACCUACUGGUUACUACACUUGACAAUUUACAAGAUACAACUGUGUUGUUUAGUGCAUGUGGCAUUGUGAUGUGUGUUUUUGGAGGAUUUGUGGAUGUUGUUGGAUAUUGAAUGGAUACUUUGGCAACAACGAAUGAGCACGGGAUACGUGCUGUGCAUGAAGGCCUACAAAGAUGGUAAGAAGGAAAUCUGAACCAAGUAGAGGUGGUCCAUAUGGCGCUAGCACCAGUUCACCACAGAGUACCCAAAAAAGAGGAGUAAUAACACGUAGUCGGCACCAACACAUUCCUCAAAGAGAAGUAGAGGCACACAGACAGCCCCACAGCGAUCCUGAGAAUGAAGUACAAACACCUGAAAAACGGUUCUCCAGAAGCAGCCUCUUGCUGCAGGGUUCAGAAAGUUCAACUCAUGUGAGAAGGAAGAGAGCAACAAAACCUGGCUUCAAAGCACUUAAAGAGAUAAGGAAGUAUCAGAGAUCAACUCAACUAGUAAUACCAAAGACACCAUUUGUCCGUUUGAUUAAAGAGAUUCUGAUGACUGUUUCAAGAGAAACCCGUGUUAGCAGAAUUGAAAGAUCUGCUGUGGAAGCUUUGCAGGAAGCAGCGGAAAUGGUUAUUGUACAGUUAUUUGAAGAUGGCAUGCUCUGUGCAGUACAUGCAAAGCGAGUAACAUUGUUCUGUCGUGAUAUUCAACUAGUUCUCAGGCUGACAGGAACUCGUGUCUUUGGGACGAAUUAAUAAUAUAUGUCUGUUCAUUGGAUACAUUUUUUCUGUUGUAAUUUUCUGUUAAUGUAUGACAGCAUCCUGGUUCAUGGAUACUAUUGUAAUAGUUAAGUGCCAUCAUUGACUUUGGAAAGUGGUUUCUCUACAUAUAACAUUUUCAGCUGUCAUUUAUGAAAGUAAUCUAAUGAUGUUAAGUUUUAUAAUAAUUUAAAAGUCAACAGAUUAUUUUUAUAUAGAAGCCAUCAAUAGUAAAUACAAACAUAUAGUGAUUUUCUUAGUCUAGACUGGUGAAACUGUGAAGUGUAUGUGUACCUUUCCUCAUAAAGUUAUGACAUUACAGAAAUGUACAGGGUGACUAUCUUAAUCUUAGAACAGAUGGAUUGGAGAGGGGAGGGGAGGGGGGGCACAGACAAGCUGGGUCUGACAGUCCCACAUUUUAUUUAUAUUCCAAAAACGACAUAAAUAUUAAGCAGCAGUGCCAAAAAUACUUCUUUUACUGUUUGUUUGUUUGUUUUUAAAUGUACCAUAUGUUGCCUUAAAAAUAAGGUUGUGUUCCACCAAAAAUCUGAAAAUUAAAUUAUUCAUUAUUUAGAAACCUUCUUAAACAUUUACACAUUAUAGUGCAUAGUAUGAGCUGAUAAAAAAUGAAUCACUUUUUAAGACAUAUGUGUUACUGAUCUGUACUGUCUACACUAUCUUUGCACAACAUUACAGAUUAGAACAGACCCAGACAUUUUCCACAACUUUAAAAAUUUUUUUUGUUUGAUUGUCUUUGCAUCUACGACAAUGACCUCAUUCCCUUUUGGAAAAACUUUCUUCUCAGUGGUAAUCACAUAUAGUUGUGCUGCCAACUUAUGAAUGUUUCUUGGGAGAUCCUUCUGGUUAGCUGUUUGUGCCAUGUCUGUCUUAUCCAUAUCAAAUCCAGUUGCUUGAGAAAUAGGUUUCUUGAAAUACCAAGUUCCGUGUUUUCUUUGUGUACAACAAACAAAUUUAUACCAGUAAUGUUCAAAAUAGCAUAAAACAUACACAAUGGCCUGAGUCUUGUUUGGCUUCCAACAUUAUAUUCUGAGCACCUGGCAUCAACUUCGUCCACUCCACUCUUUGUUGAAUUAUAGAACAUGACUCUCUCUUGCCUUCUUUAAAUAGUCUGUUUCUUCAUUGAUUUUAUUGUUUGUAUGCAUCAGCAGGGUUACGCAUCUAUUUUUCUUUUGUACAUAUGACAUCAAAUAAGGUUGAAAUCUGUGAAGUUUUCUAGCAAGAUUGUUGCUUUUGAAUGAAUUGUCAAGGCUAAUAUUCCUCCCUGUUCCCUUCAUUGGCUCUACAAGCCUGACCACAACAUUGUCAGCUGCAUUACUCACUUUAAAAAACUGCAAGUUACUAUUCCACAUGUACUUCCAAAUUUUUUUCAUCUGCCAAGAUAAAUAUUUUGAUCCCUAGUUUCCAUGCUAUGAAGCAAUAAACGUUCUGAAAGAACAACAUUCCAAAAAGAUAGUAACAUUUCACACACUGUAAGAUAUUCACUUGUUGCAUAAUGUAUUCUGCAAAUUUUGUGACCCCCUUCAUAACAUCACUUAUAGGGACUAACUUCUCACUUUCUUUAUGUUCUUAGCUUAUAUUGUUCAAUCUGACCCUUCUCAGAAGAAAAACAAAAUCUUUUCAGUGACAUACUUGGAGGAAUGAUUUGUUCCUAUGCCACAAGAGUCUCAAAAUUUGUCCAUAUUUGUUUUACCACCGUAAAUAAAUAUACAAAAGACUAAAAAAUGCUUUAAACUCCUCUUUUUUGAAGUUUCUUGGAAUAUGUGGGUCACUUUUGUAAAGAGAUACUACGUGAGCUACUUACGUAUUUGUCCUCUCUAAUCAAAUGAACAGUUUUCAGGCCUUGACAGUGAUGUUAGCUUUUCUGGCUCAGUCACUGAUACCAAGCAAAUGUGUAACUAUAUUGUAAGAUUUGAAGUGAACAUUUUGCUUGGGAACAUUUUUCAGGCAUUUAAUUUGUACCUUUCUCCACAAACUGUAAGAUAGUGAUUCACUGGAAGAAGGAUUGCAACUAAUCAUACUAGUUUACAGAGAAUCUCAAUUAACGUUAAUGAAUGUACUCAUAUUUAUGACAGGAAUGUCAUUAUCUUCAUUGACUGAGAGACCCAGUUUGUCAGUUCUAGGGUGAACGGCUAACAUGCCAUAGUCAAUUAAAAAAAUUGUUUUUAAGCCUUUUUUUAACCUCUUAGGCCUAAAGAAAACAUCUUUAUAUUGAUUUUUUUCUAUGGAAAAUACACUUUGACAAUCGAAGGAGAUCUUUUUCCUAUGUCUUUUUAUAAUCACUCUCUUAAAGUAAUUAUGUAGUCAAAUAAAAACAUGUGCAAUUAUAUUUUUCUAAAAAUAAACACAAAAAUUAUAAAUAUUGUAGCAGAAAAAGUGUUUGUGUGUUUGCUGCAUGGUAGUGGUUCCAGUAUAACAUACAGAGGUGUUGUUAUUCACCUUGUAUAAGCUCAUACCACUUACUGUGUUUUUCAGUAGUAUAAUUUGUUGUGAUUAGUGAUAGAAAUUCUCUAACAUAGUUAACAUGUGAUUUUUCAUGAAUUUUUAUUCAUGUAAGGAUGGUAACAUGAGGUUGCUGUCACAGUGGAAGUCUAAUUUGACAAGGAUAACAGGAAACACAUAUGGAACUUCUUGCCACCCAGCCAUUACUCAUACAAAUGUGCUCUAGGUAGAUGCACCUUUGUUGAAACUGACUGAGAAAUAGGUGUUGAAAGUAGACUACCGUAUUUACUCGAAUCUAAGCCGCACUUUUUUUCCGGUUUUUGUAAUCCAAAAAACCGCCUGCGGCUUAGAAUCGAGUGCAAAGCAAGCGGAAGUUCUGAAAAAUGUUGGUAGGUGCCGCCACAA